AGCUGCGUCACAAGAAUCAGGUUCAGGCGGCCCUGACCAGACUUCAGCAAAUAAACAAGUAGCCGUUGUGCAACAGAAGACUAUCCCGCAGCUUUCCCCACAGCAGAUGCGAAAUGCGGACAACUCAGGUUUGAUGCUCCUCAUCACGACCCACGCUCUGGUGUUGCUCGCGAUGCACCCAACACUGCAGAGGUUGCAGCGGGAAAUUUUCCGGGAAUAUUCAUCAGCGAUCGGACGAGAUGAAAUGGACGGCGAGG
This is a messenger RNA of Amoebophrya sp. A120, 257 nucleotides long. The record is from the annotation of a GenBank genome assembly. NCBI's taxonomy places the organism in Eukaryota, Dinophyceae, Syndiniales, Amoebophryaceae.